CCCGCAAACUCCGGGAGAGCGGGGAGGCGGUGGUUCCUUCGCCCAGUCGGCCUGAGAAGCGGGGAUCCUCUUCCCUUCCUGCCCCCGCCCCCCCCACUGCCCCCCCUCCGGCUCUGGAACUUUGCUAACACUUCGGCGCUGGCUCCUCCUACCCCGUGCCCAACCGAUGGCCCUGCCUGUGCGCCUUUAAGGCUGGAGCGCCCAAGCGGGUUUGACUGCGACUGUACUCGCUCGCCAACGCCGAGAAGCGCAGGAGACCCGACGGGCGCCCCCUCCCGCGCCACACCAGUCGCGUCCCAGAAGGGGGAUGGGCGGGGGGCAUUCUGCCGCUCUGGACGCCUAGGCCGGGGCCGUGGGGCGCUCAGCGCCAUCAAGGGCUGGCGCACGGAGCUUCUCCAGGCCGGAGGGCAGCCUCACAAUGACCCGCAGGGGGUGCUGAAUCCUCGGCCCGCUCUGGCUCUUGGGACAACCCGGGGCCCGUCCUCCCCCUCCCCCCUGCCCGGCAAUGACAUCCGCUAAAGAAGGGAAGGCAGCUCCCGCGCUGCCGCAGCCCGGCGCAGCAGAAGAGAGGCGCCGGAGCCCGCUGGACCAGCUACCGCCCCCCGCCAACUCCAACAAGCCUCUCACCCCCUUCAGCAUCGAAGACAUCCUGAGCAAACCCGGGCGCAAAGCCCCUGCCGCCCACCUGCUGGACAAGGUCGCCGGCUCUGCUGGACACCCCCGGAACGGCGUGCCUGCCCCCGACUCCCCGCUCUGCGCUCUGGAGGAGCUGGCUAGCAAGACGUUCAAGGGGCUGGAGCUCAACGUGCUUCAGGCGGCCGAAGGCCAGGACCCGCUGGGUGGCUUCGGACCGCGCCCUCCGUCCAAAAAGCGGCGCAAAUCGCGCACGGCUUUCACCAACCACCAGAUCUACGAGCUGGAGAAGCGCUUCCUUUACCAGAAGUACCUGUCUCCCGCGGACCGAGACCACAUCGCGGCGCAGCUGGGCCUGAGCAACGCGCAGGUGAUCACCUGGUUCCAGAACCGCCGCGCCAAGCUGAAGCGAGACCUAGAGGAGAUGAAGGCCGACGUGGAGUCGCUCAAGAAGUUGCCCCCCGCAGCCCUGGAGAAGCUGGCCAGCAUGCCCGAGCUGGAGCCCCCGGGCGUGCCCGGACCUGCCCGGGCCCGCGGAGGCAACCUCUGCCGCACGUCGCCCCCGCCCUCGCCCAGCGCCUCGCGCCAUACCACGGACGCUUUCUCCGACGGCGAGGAAGAGGAGGAGGAGGAAGAGAUCGACGUGGGAGACUGAGGGCCGCGCCCUAUUGUCCCUGUGGCCUCGGCUGUUUUGUCUCUCUGUGAGUUCGUGUCCUUCCUUGGGUGAGGCGCCACCGGGGCACCUGCGGAGCAGGAGGACGGGGUGACCAGGAGCAGAUGGCGGGGCGAGCUGGGAUAGCCGCUCGCGCCCUUUCCGAGCCGCCGUGUGGUGAGGAAGCCGGCUCUUGAGAGAUCCGAGGCGGGCAUCGCUGGGCCUGCAGCCCGGCCUACCGACCCCGCGAGGAGACCCCUCCAGGAACGGAUGGGGCGGUAGUUCUCACCAAUGACAACACCACCUUCUGCCCCUCCGCCGCUGCCCCGUCAUUUCUCGAUCGCGUGUGCUUGUACGUAUUUGGAAUAAAAGGACAC
Candoia aspera is the source of this 1662-nucleotide messenger RNA. It is a transcript of the gene LBX2, whose product is annotated as ladybird homeobox 2. The transcript is spliced from 3 exons. NCBI's taxonomy places the organism in Eukaryota, Metazoa, Chordata, Lepidosauria, Squamata, Candoiidae. Bases 506 to 1288 code for a protein of 260 amino acids. Gene Ontology annotation, biological process: regulation of transcription by RNA polymerase II. Gene Ontology annotation, cellular component: nucleus. Gene Ontology annotation, molecular function: sequence-specific double-stranded DNA binding; DNA-binding transcription factor activity, RNA polymerase II-specific. The record is from RefSeq and is a predicted model, not a curated record.